This is a messenger RNA of Gamsiella multidivaricata, 3760 nucleotides long. RefSeq lists its product as uncharacterized. The coding region runs from base 14 to 3418 and encodes 1134 amino acids. NCBI's taxonomy places the organism in Eukaryota, Fungi, Mortierellomycota, Mortierellomycetes, Mortierellales, Mortierellaceae. The record is from RefSeq and is a predicted model, not a curated record. The transcript has 3 exons. Gene Ontology annotation, cellular component: intracellular membrane-bounded organelle; membrane. Gene Ontology annotation, molecular function: ATP hydrolysis activity; P-type calcium transporter activity; ATP binding. Gene Ontology annotation, biological process: intracellular calcium ion homeostasis; calcium ion transmembrane transport.
CCCUGCGGUGUCCAUGGCACGUUCACGUCCUCCCCCGCACCCACGCUGCAUAAAGACCCCCCGCCUCAUCCCUCUCAUUCCUCUUUUUUUUCUUCUCCUUCCUCUGCUUCCCUUCAACCGCUCCUCUUUUUUCUUCCCUUCUCCUGACCCUCCCCAGCAGUCGAACAAGAAAAGAGUCAGCAUCUUCCUCCCCUUCCUCUUCCCUCGCCUUCCCUGCUUAACCCUCUGCUCUCUCUUUAUCUACCCAAUGCCUCGAGACUCGUCCUCGCGCGAGCCCCUGCUCGGUCACCACAAUGGUUCCAGUCAGAGCAACCGUGACGAUUUGCAGUUCGCCUACACGCCCGAUGACCUUGCCCCUCUGACGGACCCCACGAACCCCAAGCUCCCCCGCGACAUGGGUGGCAUCGACAAGAUCUGUCAGGGGCUUCGCGUCAACCCUAAGGUCGGUCUGAACUCGGACGAGGCUGGCCCACAGUCGCUCGGCGAGUCAGAUCAGCCCAAGUUCGCUGCCCGAUCCAAGGCUUUUGGACACAACAUUCUGCCAACCGUCAAGAGUGCCUCCUUCUUCGAGUUGGUCGCGAAGGCCUACAAUGACCGCACUCUGAUCUUGCUGUCCAUCGCCGCCAUCGUCUCCCUCGGCGUCAGUAUCUACGAGGACUAUGGCCCGCACCACGACCCUGACGAGCCCCGUGUCGGCUGGAUCGAGGGUGUCGCCAUCUUGGCUGCCGUUGCCGCCGUCGUCUUCACCAAUGCCAUCAAUGAUUACCAGAAGGAACGCCAGUUCCGCAAGCUGAACGCCAAGAAGGACGAUCGCUCUGUCAAGCUGCUUCGUGACGGUCGCGAGCAAGAGGUCAAUAUCAAGGAGGUCCAGGUCGGAGACGUCUUGUUGAUGGAACCUGGUGAUCUCCUCGCUGUCGAUGGAAUCAUCCUCAAGAGCCAUAACAUCACCUGCGACGAGUCCUCGGCCACGGGAGAGUCCGAUGCGCUGAAGAAGGAUGCUGAGGAGAAAUGCUAUGUCAUCUCGGGAUCCAAGGUCCUCGAUGGCUCUGGUGCUAUGCUCGUUACUGCUGUCGGACCCAACUCGUUUUUCGGAAAGACCAUGAUGGCCAUGCGCGAGGCCACCCCCGAGGAGACUCCCCUGCAGCAGAAGCUCGAUCUCUUGGCAGAGUCGAUUGCCAAGCUCGGUAUGGCCGCUGCCAUUGCCAUGUUGAUCACCUUGGUUGUCAAGUACUUUGUCCAGCACGCCAUGUCGAACGGACCUAUGCCCUCGGGUGGAGAGAUCUUCUCUGACAUGGUCCGCAUUGUCAUCCAGGCCAUCACCAUUGUCGUCGUUGCUGUUCCCGAGGGUCUGCCCAUGGCUGUUACCCUGGCCCUUGCCUAUGCCACCACUCAGAUGCUGAAGGACAAUAACCUGGUUCGCGUUCUCUCUGCCUGCGAGACCAUGGGUAAUGCCACUACUGUUUGCUCUGACAAGACCGGAACCCUGACACAGAACAGGAUGACAGUUGUUGAGGGAACCCUCUCGCUCCUGUCUUUCACCAACAUGGACGAUGCCAAGAACUGGAAGUCGGAGGCCAAGCCCGAAGUUGUCCAGAACAUCAUCGAUGGCAUUGCUCUUAACUCGUCUGCUUUUGAGGACAAAGAUGAAAAGGGCAAUCUGGCCUUUGUUGGAUCCAAGACCGAGUCUGCGCUUCUGGGCUUCAUCAAGUUCUUGGGUGCCUCGUACAGUAACAUUCGCUCCGAUGUCAAGGUUGUCAAGGUGUAUCCUUUCAGCUCUGCCAAGAAGUCCAUGUCCUGCGUUAUCGAGACCCGCGAUGGCUCGGAGAAGUACCGUCUUUACGUCAAGGGAGCUUCGGAGAUUGUUAUCAGAUCCUGCACCCACUACGUCGACUCCAACGGCGAGGUCAAGUCCCUCGAUGACAACGCGCGCGCCAAGUUUGAUCAAAUCAUCAGCGGAUAUGCUGACAAGGCCCUUCGUACCAUUGCUCUUUCCUACCGUGAUGUCUCCUCGAGCGAAUUCAAGAAGUUCAACGAUGAGGACGCCCCUAACACCAAGCUGGUCUGCCUUGGUGUCGUCGGUAUCCAGGAUCCUCUUCGCCCCGGUGUUGUCGAAAGUGUUCGUGAUUUUGCUAAGGCUGGUGUUACCGUCCGCAUGAUCACUGGAGACAAUAUCCAGACUGCCCGCGCUAUUGCCAAGAACGCUGGAAUCUUGAUCAAGGGAGGAUUGGCCAUGACCGGACCCGAGUUCAGAGUUCUUUCUAAGGAGGACCAGACCGAGGCUGUUAAACGUCUCCAGGUCUUGGCUCGCAGCAGCCCUACUGAUAAGACCAUUGUUGUCCGUCGCCUCCAGGAACUCGGUGAGGUCGUUGCUGUCACUGGUGAUGGAACCAACGAUGGUCCCGCUCUCAAGAUGGCUGAUGUCGGAUUCUCGAUGGGUAUUACUGGAACGGAGGUCGCCAAGGAGGCUUCGGCCAUUGUGUUGAUGGACGACAACUUCAGCAGCAUUCUCAAGGCUCUCAUGUGGGGCCGUGCCGUCAACGACUCUGUCCGCAAGUUCUUGCAGUUCCAGCUCACUGUCAACAUCACCGCCGUCAUUCUUUCGUUCAUCUCUGCCGUUGCCUCCGAUGACAAUCAGUCCGUUCUCUCUGCUGUCCAGUUGCUCUGGGUUAACUUGAUCAUGGAUACCCUUGCUGCUCUUGCCCUUGCGACCGAACCACCAAGCCAGGAUGUCUUGAAGCGCCAGCCCACCUCCAAGACCGCACCUCUGAUCAACUUUAACAUGUGGAAGAUGAUUCUCGGACAGGCUAUCUUCCAGAUCGGCAUCAACCUGGCUCUUCUCCGCUUCGGCGCUCAGCUGUUCCAUCUUCAGGAAUCCGAUGGCACCGUCACACCUGUGCAGUUGAGGACCCUCCGCACCAUGAUUUUCAACGCUUUCGUGUUCCUCCAAGUCUUCAACGAGCUCAACUGCCGCCGCAUCGACGAUUCGAUCAACAUUUUCAAGAACUUGCACCACGACAAGAUCUUUAUCCUCGUUCAGUUCAUUGUCGUCGGUGGUCAGUUCGUCAUUGUCCAGUUCGGUGGCCAGGCCUUCAAGACUGUUGCCUUGACUCCUAAUCAAUGGUUGAUUACGGUCUUGGUUGGAUCUCUUUCGCUCCCCGUGGGUCUCAUCUUGCGCCUCUUGCCCUCGUAUAUCAUCCCUGAGUCCGUGAUCUCGCACGAGAGCGAAGAGCGCCAGCCCCUGGUCAGCCCCAGCAAGAUGAGAUGGGAGGGUGCCUCAAGCCAUGUGGCUAGCCAGAGCAACUUCUUUGACGCCAUCCGCAAGAACAAGCAUCAACACAGCCAUGGCGGCAACGGCGAGCACGCGGCGGCUUCGUUGUGGAAGAAGUACGGUUCGACCGGUCGCAGCGAUAACAACUAAGGGCGACAGCACUUAGAUUGCCGAAUAGAGUGAAACUGGCGUGCUUGUCCCAUCCUGCUGCGCUCAAUGCACUUAUACCAUCACACACACAUACACAUACACACACACCCUCACACUCACUCACACACGCUCAUACAACAUAUGCACCCACACAGCAAGCUGGCAUUGGUAUAUUUUUAUAUCUCCUUGUACAUAGGAACAGAAAAGAAAAAGGAAAAGAAAAGAGAGUGAGAUGAAAUAAACGACGAAAGAUGUCAUUUUUUGAUGAACAAUAGCAAUUGACGGCGAAGCUGUAGUAUCAUGAACGUUUUGGAACACUUUAUCUUAUCUUUACUCAUCAUC